UCCGGAGCCUCACCUAAUCUGCUUUGUGAUGGAUUCCACAGCUUUUUCCUUUUUCUUUAUUUUCCCUUCCUUUCUUUAUAUCUAUUACCCUUCCUUUCUCUGUCGUAGCUUUUCUUCAUUUUCGUCUUCCAUUUCUCCAUUCUCUUCGAAUACUCAAAAUCCACACUUCUUUUUGGGCUGUUUGCCGGCCGGACUUCCAGUAUCUCGACUUGGCUCUCAGAGAAGGGAGAGACUUUCCUUGUUGAAGAAGGCUAUUUUUUGAACAUGGAAGCUUCUGAAGGAAGGGAGACAGAGAGAAUGGCUAAGAGUGCUGUUCAAUCCGCCGCAGAAACUCUGACCUAUUUUCUAAGGCAGAAAGAUUUUUACCUUCCCCAUGUAGAUAGGUGUGUUAUGCCACUUCGAAACGAACUCAAAACCUUACUCAAAGACGUGGAUGGGAUGCGCGGGUAUAAUGAAAGUGUUCAGCUAAUAGAAGUAGCAAACAACAUCAAGAACGUCAUCGACUCCUUCAUCUUUAAAAUUGCAGAGCAACGAGGAGAGACGAGUGCUGGAUUGAUGAGUUACCAAUCCACUUUUAAUAGUGGCGUCAAAGACAAACCAGCCAUUGAGGAUCUUGGAAAGAAUAUCUUCGACUUAAAAAGAAGGCUCGACGAGAUCUUGUCCAACAGAUCGCAGUACGGCAUCCACAAUAUACAGCCAUCUGGAGAAGCUUCAACUUCUUCGAAUCAAUGCAAGAUACAGAGGGAGAAGAGGACUCCUAUUGUCGAGGAAGCCGAAGUGGUCAGCUUUGAAGACGAGACAAGGACAUUGGUGGGGAGGCUGAUUACAGGAGAUAUGCGGCGUGUUGUCAUUUCCAUCACUGGUGCGGGAGGAAUAGGAAAGACUACUCUUGCAAAGAAAGUUUACGAUAAUAUCCAAGUACGGAAGAGUUUCGAUUUUUGUCAUUGGGCGAAUGUGCCUCGAGAAUAUUAUCAAGUGCGAGAUAUUCUUUCGGCAUGUAUCGACACUUUCCAUCCACGGUUCUUUCGAGGCUCAAUGGAGAGUGAUAGUGAGGAAGACUUGCGGAGAAAACUCUCUGUCUACUUGGAACGGAUGCGGUAUCUGGUGGUAAUUGAUGGUAUAUGGUCCAAAGAAGCUUGGGAUGGCUUGGUUACUGGAUUUCCAGAUUGGGAAAAUGGCAGCAGAGUGCUGCUCACGACUCGUAAUGAAGAAGUAGCUGAGUAUGCAGAUACACAGAGCACACCCCAUAAAUUACGUUUUCUCAAUGAAAAUAAGAGCUGGACAUUGUUUUGCAAGAAGGCACUACUGGAAAAUCCUUCUCCUGCAUGCCUUCCAAAUCUGGAGGAGUUGGGGAGAAGGAUGGUUGCGAAAUGUGGAGGUUUACCUCUAGCAAUCACAGUGUUAGCAGGCGUCCUAUCAAGGAGAGAGAAGUCAGUGUAUGAGUGGGAGAAAGUGCUUAGAAGUGUAGAAUGGUGGCCACAUCAUAGCCAAGAAGAUGCCAUCUCUGUCGUAUUUGCCCUGAGCUACGAUGACUUGCCCUAUUACUUGAAGCCCUGCUCUCUUUAUUUUGGAGCAUUUCCUGAACACUCCGAAAUCUGUGUGGACGAAUUGAUUCGGAUAUGGAUAGCGGAAGGAUUCGUGCAGAGAAGAGGAGAAAAAGAAAUGGAAGACGUUGCAGAGGAUUAUGUAGAAGAGCUCAUCAGUAGAAGCAUGAUUCAGGUGGCCAAAAGGAAAAGCAAUGGAAUGGUUAAAACAUGCCGCAUUAAUAAUAAUCUACGCGACCUUGCGAUUUCAAAAGCAAAGAACGAAAGAUUCCUGUACGUGUAUGGUAACAAAGUGCCUACGUCAUCCAUCAUGGCAGACCGACUUGCAAUUACUAGUGGUGACAUCAGCAACUGCAGCUCUCUGAACAGCUCCACUCCACAUCUCCUCUCUUUGUUGGACUUCAGUUACGAGAGUGGCUUGCCAGAGAAACUAGCUCUGAAUAUCUUGGGCGGAUCUUUCGAAUUUCUUAGGGUGUUGCAUCUCCAAAGCAGAGAACUCUCAAGUCUCCCUGACGAAAUUGGGGACCUAAUCCAGUUGAGAUUGGCUACUAGAUGA
This is a messenger RNA of Magnolia sinica, 2100 nucleotides long. Its product is annotated as putative disease resistance RPP13-like protein 3. The transcript is spliced from 3 exons. The coding region runs from base 265 to 2100 and encodes 611 amino acids. Gene Ontology annotation, biological process: defense response to other organism. The record is from RefSeq and is a predicted model, not a curated record. NCBI's taxonomy places the organism in Eukaryota, Viridiplantae, Streptophyta, Magnoliopsida, Magnoliales, Magnoliaceae. Gene Ontology annotation, molecular function: ADP binding.